AUGAAGCUUGAUAAGACCAUAUCCCUCUCUUAUUUUUCAUCUACACUUUACACUCAUCUUCUUUGUUGUGUAAUAUUUGUUAUCCUCUCCCCCACUUCCACAGUAUCCGUAACUCUCCACUCAUCAAAUGAAACUGAUAGAAUUGCCCUUUUAGAUUUUAAGCAUCGGAUUUCUGGUGAUCCACACAGAGUGUUACUUAACUCGUGGAAUGAGUCCAAACAUCAUUGUGGUUGGCAAGGAGUGAGUUGCGGUGGUCGACACCAACGAGUUGUGGCGCUGAGGCUUUCUCAGAAGGGCUUGGUCGGAUCCAUUUCUCCUCACAUAGGAAACCUCACGUUCCUCAAGGAUGUAAAUCUAGGUGGCAAUGGAUUCCACGGUCCAAUUCCCAAUGAAUUUGGGCGUUUGCUUCGACUCAGAUACCUCAACAUGUCUCAUAAUGCACUUACUGGAGAACUCACUGCUGCUAACCUUAGCAAUUGCUUACAACUCAGGAAAAUCUUCCUUGUUCUAAAUGACCUCCAUGGGAAGCUCCCUGCAGAGCUAGCUAAUUUGAAGAAGCUACAAUCUCUUUCUCUUGAUGGAAACCAAUUAACAGGUGGAAUUCCUCCAUCUUUUGGGAAUUUGUCAUCACUUCAAGGAUUGGGCAUGGAAUAUAAUCAUCUGGAGGGGAACAUUCCUGAGGAGAUUACACAGUGUCGGGGUUUGGGUUUGCUUUCACUGGGUGCCAACAAUCUCGCUGGUACACUAUCUUCUGCUUUCUUCAAUAUGACUUCCAUUAUCAACUUUUCAAUAUCACAAAACUCACUCCAAGGGACCAUUCCAAGCUACAUAGGAGACACUAUGCCCAACUUGGAAGGUUUCUAUUUUGCUGCCAACAAAUUUCAUGGGACUAUCCCCACUUCAUUUCCAAAUGCCUCCAAGCUUCAAUUUCUUGAGCUAUCACGAAACUAUUUUGAAGGCAAAGUUCCAGACAAUAUUGGAAGGUUAAAUGAUCUCUAUCGUUUGAACCUUGGAUACAAUUUUCUAGGUAGCUAUGAUCCUCUCAAUGACUUGGCUUUUAUAACCUCUUUGUCAAAUUGUAGUAAUUUACAUGCAUUUUCUAUUUCUACAAAUCGAUUUGAAGGCAAAUUUCCAAACUCUAUAGCUAACCUCUCAUCUAAACUCUCUAAGUUAAGUCUGUCGGGGAAUAAGAUUUCUGGAACAAUACUAAUAGGAAUACAAAAUCUCAGGAGCUUAACUGCUUUAGACCUAGCAGAAAACCUAUUAUCGGGUGUUAUUCCAAGUGAGAUAGGUAAUUUGCAAAAUUUACAAGGACUGAGUUUAAGUCAAAACCAAUUCUUUGGAAAAUUACCACCUACUCUUUUUAACCUCACUUCUCUGUCUGCUCUAUAUAUUGACAACAACAAUCUAGAUGGCAAUGUACCUUCAAGUGUGGGAAACCUUUGGGAUUUGAAUAAUUUGGUUUUGUCAAGUAACAGACUCGAUGGCUCCAUUCCUGAGCAACUAUUUAGUUUGUCAGCCUUGUCUGUGAUGCUUAACCUCUCCAGUAAUUCAUUCACUGGCCCAUUAUCUCCUGUCGUGGGCAAAUUGAAAACACUAAAUGCCUUAGACAUUUCUAGAAACAAGUUAUCGGGCAAAAUUCCAGAAACAAUUGGAGAUUGUUUGAGUCUCGAAUAUCUUGAUAUGCAUGCCAAUCUCUUUGAAGGAAAAAUCCCACUUUCUCUGGUUUCCCUAAAAAGCAUUAGGCAUUUGGAUAUCUCAAACAACAAGUUGACUGGAGAGAUACCCAGAGAAUUCCAAAACCUCCGCUUCUUGCAACAUUUGAACCUUUCCUUCAAUGAUCUAGAAGGGGAGGUACCAACAACUGGAGUGUUUGCCGUGGUAGCCAAUGUAUCAUUGCUUGGAAACAAAAAUCUAUGUGGUGGUAUACCUCAGCUAAAGCUACCUCCAUGUCCUGUGAAGAAAAGAAAUCAUAGAAAGCAUCUAAAGCUUAUGAUUGCUAUUUUCACAUGUGUUAGUGUGGCUCUGGCCCUUGCAUCCCUUCUAUCGUUGCUCUGGAAGAAGGACAAAAAGAAGCAGUCUUCUAAGCUAUCCAAAGUUGAAAAGCUAUUCAAGAUAGCUUACAGCGACUUGCACAGAGCAACCGAUGGCUUUUCCGAGACAAAUUUGAUUGGUUCUGGAAGCUUUGGCUCUGUUUACAAAGGAAGAUUUGAGCAAGACGAGAAAAAAACAUAUGCAGUUAAGGUACUUGACCUCCUAAAGGAUGGAGCUUCAAAGAGUUUUCUUGCAGAAUGCAAAGUGCUUAGGAACAUACGUCAUCGAAAUCUUGUUCCAAUUUUGACCUGCUGCUCUAGCUGUGAUUUUGCAGGGAAUGAAUUCAAAGCCCUAGUUUAUGAGUUUAUGGAAAAUGGGGAUUUGGAUAUGUGGUUGCAUACACAUUCCGCUAAUGCAAGGACAAAUGUUCUAAGCGUUCUUCAAAGAUUAAACAUUGCAAUUGAUGUAGCUUCUGCGUUGCAUUAUCUCCAUGAUGAUUGUGAGCCCGUGGUUGUUCAUUGUGAUCUAAAACUAAGCAACAUUCUACUUGACAAAGACUUAACUGCUCAUGUUGGAGACUUUGGAAUAUCAAGACUUUAUUCGCGAACAAUUGAAAAUCUAUCUGGAGAACAGACAAGUACUGUUGGAUUAAAGGGGUCAAUUGGUUAUGUUCCACCUGAAUACGGGAUAGGAGCAAAGGCAUCACCAUUUGGAGACGUUUAUAGCUUUGGAAUCCUUUUGUUGGAAAUGUUCACAGCAAAGAGACCCACAGAUGAUUUAUUCAAUGGCGAAAGUAGUAGCCUUUGUGAGUAUGUGGAGAUGGCAUUGUCGGAAGACGUUAUGAAGAUAGUAGACCCAUUGCUAACAACAUGCCUAGGAAGUAGCAAUGGAAUAACACCGGAUGUAGGGUUGGAGAGUGAUGACAAUUUAGUGGGAAUCGAAGAGAUGAAGAUGCAUAGCUUCUUUAUCUCCAUCUUCAAAAUUGGGCUCACUUGUGCUUCAAGAUCACCAAUGGAUCGCAUGCAUAUGAAUGAAGUGAGCAGGGAAUUACAGAAGAUUAAGAAGGCAUUCUUUGCAUAAAAUUAAGUAAACAUAUCUUGUGACAUACAAUAUUUCUGUUGGUGAAAUAUAGUUAGCAAUUUGUAAGUUAAGUUUGUUGUUUAAUUA
Messenger RNA from Ipomoea triloba (trilobed morning glory), 3201 nucleotides. RefSeq names its product putative receptor-like protein kinase At3g47110. The transcript has 2 exons. Lineage: Eukaryota; Viridiplantae; Streptophyta; Magnoliopsida; Solanales; Convolvulaceae. The coding region runs from base 1 to 3114 and encodes 1037 amino acids. Gene Ontology annotation, biological process: protein phosphorylation. The record is from RefSeq and is a predicted model, not a curated record. Gene Ontology annotation, molecular function: ATP binding; protein kinase activity; protein binding. Gene Ontology annotation, cellular component: plasma membrane.